Molecule: messenger RNA, 1173 nt
Organism: Penicillium lagena
Lineage: Eukaryota; Fungi; Ascomycota; Eurotiomycetes; Eurotiales; Aspergillaceae
Product: biotin synthase
Exons: 2
Coding region: 1-1173 (390 amino acids)
Biological process (GO): biotin biosynthetic process
Cellular component (GO): mitochondrion
Molecular function (GO): biotin synthase activity; 2 iron, 2 sulfur cluster binding
Source: RefSeq, a predicted model, not a curated record
AUGUCGCUCCCUCUUCGCCGGUCUCUGCCCCGGACAAUCCUGCGGUCCUACGGGACGGUCCAGACUCCCCCCAGCAGUGCGGCGCUGGCGAGUCGCAUUCCCGCAGCCCUGGCCGAGGCCACCGCGGCCACUAGCCCGCGCACCAACUGGACGCGGGAAGAGGUGCAGCAGAUCUACGAGACCCCGUUGAACCAGCUCACCUACGCGGCGGGCGCCGUUCACCGACGAUUCCACGACCCCUCCGCGAUCCAGAUGUGCACGCUGAUGAACAUCAAGACGGGUGGCUGCAGCGAGGACUGCUCCUACUGCGCCCAGUCAUCACGCUACGACACCGGCCUGAAAGCGACAAAGAUGAGCCCCGUGGACGAGGUGUUGGAGAAGGCGAGAAUAGCCAAGGCGAAUGGCAGCACGCGGUUCUGCAUGGGCGCCGCCUGGCGGGACAUGCGCGGGCGCAAGACCAGCCUGAAGAACGUCAAGCAGAUGGUGUCGGGGAUCCGCGAGAUGGACAUGGAAGUGUGUGUGACGCUAGGCAUGAUCGACCAGAACCAGGCCAAGGAACUGAAGGAGGCCGGUCUGACGGCUUACAACCACAACCUCGAUACCUCGCGCGAAUUCUACCCGUCCAUCAUCUCGACCCGGUCGUAUGACGAGCGUCUGCGGACGCUGGACCAUGUCCGUGAUGCGGGCAUCAAUGUCUGCUCCGGUGGGAUUCUGGGACUGGGCGAGACGGACUCCGACCGUGUGGGCCUGCUGCACACCGUCUCCAGCUUGCCUGCCCACCCAGAGUCGUUCCCCGUGAAUGCCCUCGUCCCAAUUCCCGGAACGCCCCUGGGCGACCGCAAGAUGAUCCCCUUCGAUCGCCUGCUUCGGACUAUUGCCACGGCCCGCGUUGUUCUACCUGCGACCAUCGUUCGUCUCGCUGCUGGCCGUAUUGCGCUCUCAGAGGAGCAGCAGGUUGCCUGUUUCCAAGCUGGAGCCAAUGCGGUGUUUACCGGAGAAAAGAUGCUGACUACGGACUGUAAUGGAUGGGAUGAAGACCGUGUUAUGUUUGAUCGCUGGGGAUACUAUCCUAUGAAGAGCUUCGAAAAAGGCAAAUCUCCAUUGGCUGCAUCUGCUCCGACACCCUCUGCCCAGCCUGAUGCCCCUGCUGCGCCGGCCGCAGCCAGCUCAUAG